CGCUUCAUGUCUGUGCAGGAGUCGGCAGCUGGCGCCAGGGCGGCCGGAGGAUGCCGAGGGGCCGGAGCCAGGCGGGCCGGAGGCCGAGGCGCGCGCUGUCCCCCACCUCUAUCCCGUGAACCCUCCAGUUUCUAGGCGCGCUGUUGCGGAACCCGCGGUUCUAGGAGCUCUCCUAGUGUCCCUUACUCUCCACUGCUGAGCCCUCCCCUUCGCGCGCCGGCUGCGAGUGUCCGCCCCGCCUUCGCCUGGAUCCCCAGCCACAGUAGCGGACCAUGGAGGUGGCGCCGGAGCAGCCUCGCUGGAUGGCGCACCCCGCCGUAUUGAAUGCUCAGCACCCCGACUCGCACCACCCGGGCCUGGCGCACAAUUACAUGGAGCCAGCUCAGCUGCUGCCUCCCGACGAAGUGGAUGUCUUCUUUAACCAUCUCGACUCGCAGGGCAACCCCUACUACGCCAACCCGGCCCACGCGCGCGCGCGCGUUUCCUACAGCCCGGCGCACGCUCGUCUCACAGGAGGCCAGAUGUGCCGACCACACUUGUUGCACAGCCCAGGGUUGCCAUGGCUGGACGGGGGCAAAGCUGCUCUCUCUGCCGCCGCUGCCCAUCACCACAGCCCCUGGACCGUCAGCCCGUUUUCCAAGACCCCGCUGCACCCCUCAGCUGCUGGAGCACCCGGAGGGCCUCUGUCUGUGUACCCAGGGGCUGCGGGUGGGAGCGGGGGAGGCAGUGGGAGCUCAGUGGCCUCCCUCACGCCCACUGCGGCCCACUCUGGCUCCCAUCUCUUCGGCUUCCCACCCACACCCCCAAAAGAAGUGUCUCCAGACCCCAGCACCACAGGAGCCGCUUCCCCAGCCUCCUCUUCUGCUGGAGGGAGUGUAGCCAGGGGUGAGGACAAGGAUGGCGUCAAGUACCAAGUGUCACUGUCUGAGAGCAUGAAGAUGGAAGGCGGCAGUCCCCUACGCCCAGGCCUGGCUACAAUGGGCACUCAGCCUGCAACACACCACCCAAUACCUACCUAUCCCUCCUAUGUGCCCGCCUCAGCUCAUGACUAUGGCAGUGGGCUCUUCCAUCCUGGAGGCUUCCUGGGUGGUCCAGCCUCCAGCUUUACCCCUAAGCAGCGAAGCAAGGCCCGCUCUUGCUCAGAAGGCCGAGAGUGUGUCAACUGUGGGGCCACAGCCACUCCUCUCUGGCGGCGUGAUGGCACCGGCCACUACCUGUGCAAUGCGUGCGGGCUCUACCACAAGAUGAACGGACAGAACCGACCCCUCAUCAAGCCUAAACGGAGGCUGUCUGCUGCCAGGAGAGCAGGCACCUGUUGUGCAAAUUGUCAGACCACGACCACCACCUUAUGGCGCCGGAACGCCAAUGGGGACCCUGUGUGCAACGCCUGUGGCCUCUACUACAAACUGCACAAUGUUAACAGGCCACUGACCAUGAAGAAGGAAGGGAUCCAGACCCGGAACCGGAAGAUGUCCAGCAAGUCUAAGAAGAGCAAGAAAGGGGCUGAAUGCUUUGAGGAGCUUUCCAAGUGUAUGCAGGAGAAGUCAUCCCCAUUCAGUGCUGCUGCCCUGGCUGGACACAUGGCACCCGUGGGCCACCUCCCACCCUUCAGCCACUCUGGACACAUCCUGCCCACGCCAACGCCCAUCCACCCCUCCUCCAGUCUCUCCUUCGGCCACCCCCACCCAUCCAGCAUGGUGACUGCCAUGGGCUAGGCACAGCUUCCCACUGGACAGACAUGGACAUCAAGGGUGGCUGGCAGAGCCAGAGCGAGUCCGGGCACUCCCAGGAUGGGUGGAACACACUUUUGGCUCCCGCCCAUCCCAGGAGACCCACUUCCUCCUGCCAGCCUGGUCUGGCUGAAGCCACCUCUCCUUGGAGGACUCCCAGCCUUGUGCCGCCAUUACUGUGAAUGUUUCUAACUGGGCUACAGCUUGUGUGUGCCCUGGGUGCUGCCCAGAAAAGUUUUUUUGUUUUGUUUUGUUUUUUGUUUUUUCUUUUUCACAGACAGUUGCUUGGAGAGCAAAACAGACAGGUUUAUAGCAAGAAAUGGAGGAGACUGGGGGCAGAAAAAUGAAACCAUUUUUUUGAAGGUGAAAGGAGUAAUAUAUAAUUUAUUUUGCUCUUAUUUCAUACAAGGACAUGAAUGACACAGAGGCAUGGGCUGUUUGUGUUCUCUGGGUCCUUCCCUGGGGUCUACUGCCACCAGCCAGGGCUCUGGAAGGCAGACUUACAGGGUCUCAGCCUGAGCCUUCUCCCCAGCUGCCUGACGGGUAGGUAGCCCCUGCCCUGACGCAGCCCUAGAGGGCAGAGACAAUCGCAGGCGGUCCUGCACAGAUUCCCAGGCCAGGGCUGGGUCACAGGAAGGAAGCAUUCUCUGGAAAGGGGAAAUGUCUCCCAGAUCAUUCCCUUGGCUUUAAGAGGCCAAAGCUGGUGCAACCCAAAUGGCCAAGCUGCGGCCUGUGCUGUAGGCCAGCUGGACCCCUGUAAAUACAUCAUUUUUCUGCUAACCCCUCGGCCCCUCCCACUCUAAGAUAAAUAAGAGAAUAUUCAAAACCAAACCCAAACUGCAUAAGCUUAACUCACUGAUGAGUGGUUUUAUUUUUAAACUCAUUUUGGAUCCAGUCAAUUGUACGUUGCCACAGAAGCCCCACUGUGGAAAGGAAUAAAACCUGCAAACCAAGGCUGAGAUUCAUGGUUCUUUCUUGAAUGGUUCUUGGAUCCCAGGUCCUGAGCAGGAGGCUGGGGACAAGGGAGAUCUUUUGCUCUUGGUUGCUGGGGGAUGGGGCAGGGAGGCAGUGGCCCUGUGAUCUCUGGGGUAUUCUGUUCUGUUGUGGCUGGCUGGAUCCUUCAAGGUACAGCUGUACAUAAAAUGUGUUCCAAGCUUCGAUUCUGUGUGCGGUGUUGGUGUUGGUGGUAGUGCAACAGCUGGCAAGGGGCCUCUAGCCCAAGAAGACAAUUGUGCUGACAAGUCAACUACGUGCAAUAUUGGCGUCCAGUUGCUGUAGAGCACCAUAACCAGAAGUAACUUAUUUUGUGCUAGUACCUGCACAAAGAAAAAGAAUCGGCAGUAUUUUCUGUUUUUAUGUUUUCGGCUUGUUUUAUUUUGAAUUAGUGACCUAAGUUAUUGUUAACUAUGUACAACAUUUAAAUAUUGUGUAAAAAUUGUAUGCUACCCUCCUAUUCCUUUAAAGUGAAUACUGUUAAAAAUAAUAAAAUACUUUUUGUGAA
This is a messenger RNA of Phodopus roborovskii (desert hamster), 3231 nucleotides long. It is a transcript of the gene Gata2, whose product is annotated as GATA binding protein 2. The transcript is spliced from 6 exons. Gene Ontology annotation, cellular component: nucleus. Lineage: Eukaryota; Metazoa; Chordata; Mammalia; Rodentia; Cricetidae. Bases 273 to 1715 code for a protein of 480 amino acids. The record is from RefSeq and is a predicted model, not a curated record. Gene Ontology annotation, molecular function: zinc ion binding; DNA-binding transcription factor activity, RNA polymerase II-specific; RNA polymerase II cis-regulatory region sequence-specific DNA binding. Gene Ontology annotation, biological process: positive regulation of angiogenesis; positive regulation of transcription by RNA polymerase II; negative regulation of transcription by RNA polymerase II.